AUGUCUUUUCUCUACAUAUUGCUGUUUGCUACAACUGUUUCGCUCGCUAACUCACUGCAAUGUUAUUCGGGUAGUCAGUUACAAAUUUUGGAUUGUCCUUCUCUCAGUUGUAUCAAACAGACAUUAGGACUGGACACGGUUCGCUAUUGUGAUGGGUCAGGAGUGGCUUCCGUGUGUGAAACUUAUCGAACGUUUGAAACUUGCAAGAUGAUUCCUAAUUUGGGAUUCAUAUGUUGUUGCUCUGGAAACUUAUGUAAUUCAGGUCACGUACCUUUCUCCUUAUUAAGUUUUUUGUUCCCCACGAUCUUAUUCGUGUUGUUGCCUCUAUUAGUAUAG
Auanema sp. JU1783 is the source of this 336-nucleotide messenger RNA. The record is from the annotation of a GenBank genome assembly. NCBI's taxonomy places the organism in Eukaryota, Metazoa, Nematoda, Chromadorea, Rhabditida, Rhabditidae.